Messenger RNA from Clonostachys rhizophaga, 696 nucleotides. Lineage: Eukaryota; Fungi; Ascomycota; Sordariomycetes; Hypocreales; Bionectriaceae. The record is from the annotation of a GenBank genome assembly.
AUGGGUCUAUUCAAUCCUGUCUAUGCCCUUCUCAUCCCCUCGCUGCUCUUUGUAACGAUACCUCUUGCUAUCCUGGCCGGUCUCACCACCACCCUCGCCUUCUCCGUCCUCAUCCUCCGCGUCAUCGUUGUGUAUCUUGACAUCGCCCUCUCCGUCCCCCAGUCCCUCGCAGGCCGAGGCACAGCCUCCUUGCAGCAGCGUCUCGCCGCCUCGAGCAACGCCACCAAGACUCUUCCUUACUCUCAAUCGUCUUCUCCUCUGCGCUCUUCUAUCCGCCACCGCCGUCGACGCAGUUCUGUAAGCGCACUCUCAGGAGGUUCCACGUCCUCGCUCUCCGCAAGCGAGCGCGGGCCCGGCCUGAUCCCAAGUAUCGGGCCUGAAAGGGAGUUUGAGGGCAUAGGAGGGUGGCGGCUAAGAGAUGACGAUGACGACGAGCUUUGGACCACCGUCAAUGCCCUCCCAGACCGGUCUCUUGGACGGCAUCAUGGUAGGACAUCAUCCACGGGUCCAACCACCCCCGGCGAGGGCGGCUAUCUCAUGAUGAAGGGCCGCACACACAGCCCCGAAGCCAGAAAGGCGGCAUCCCCCAACUGCUCCCGAGCAAGGACGCCAACCGGGCCUCGAGUUGGGUUUGCAACCACAAAUCUGAAUCAAAACGAAGGCGGGUACUUUGCACUGGUCCGCGCGAAGCAGUGA